UUAGCCACGUGGUUAACGUAGUCUAUACUGAAUGUUUUGGUCCGUAUAUAUGUACUACCAGCCACACCUCCAAAGAAAUCAUCUGCCCACGUGUCACCACAAUGUCAGGUUUUUGGUCUGUGUCAGUUUCUUUCUCGCUUAUAUUCUUGCCUUCAUUGUGCUAUGGUCGUCCAUUUGCUAACGAUGUAUUGAAUGUCCAUUUGGUACCUCACACGCAUGAUGACGUGGGUUGGCUCAAAACCGUCGAUGAAUACUAUUAUGGAGCUAAUGACAGCAUCCAACACGCAGCAGUCAAGUACAUACUAGACAGUGUUAUGGAUGAAUUGGGUAAAAAUGAAGACAGGAAAUUCAUUUACGUGGAAAUAGCAUUUUUUACUCGCUGGUGGAAUGAGCAAACAGAUGACAUUAAACAAAAGGUUCAUGAUUUUGUGAAUAAUGGUCAGUUAGAGUUUAUUAAUGGUGGAUGGUGCAUGAACGAUGAAGCCUCCACUCAUUACAAUGGGAUCGUUGAUCAGAUGUCUUUAGGACUGAGGUUCCUGUCUAAUACCUUUGGUGUGCGUCCCUCAGUUGGCUGGCACAUUGAUCCUUUUGGCCACUCAUCAUUUCAAGCAACUGCUUUCUCAUUGAUGGGGUUUGAUGGCUUUUUUCUUGGUCGUAUUGAUUAUGCCGACAAAGCCUUGCGCCUCAAUACAACAGAAAUGGAGCUGAUAUGGGAAGGAAGUGCAGGCUCAUUGGGAAGCAUUGCCGAUAUAUUCACUGGAGUAUUGUACAAUAAUUAUGCUGCGCCUCAUGGUUUUUGCUUUGAUGCAGUCUGUACUGAUCCGCCUAUCAUGGAUGAUAAGAGACUGUUUGGUGAUAAUGUGAUUGAAAGAGUAAAUCGUUUUGUUAAUGUUUCAAUGACACAAGCUAAACACUAUAAAACUAAUAAUAUCAUGAUGACAAUGGGCGAAGAUUUUAUGUAUGAGAAUGCUCAUGAGUGGUACGACAAUCUGGACAAACUCAUAAAAUAUGUUAAUACAAUGAGUAAUGGAUCGAUUAAUGUGAUGUAUUCGACUCCAUCAAUCUACUUGAAGUAUCUUAAUGAAGAGAAGAAUGUGAUGUGGUCAACUAAAAGUGAUGAUUUCUUUCCUUAUGCUGACUCACCUUGGGAUUACUGGACAGGGUAUUUUACUAGUAGGCCUGCUAUCAAGCGUUACGAAAGAAUGUGUAAUGCU
This is a messenger RNA of Amphimedon queenslandica, 1214 nucleotides long. RefSeq names its product lysosomal alpha-mannosidase-like. Gene Ontology annotation, biological process: mannose metabolic process. The annotation marks the transcript as partial. Gene Ontology annotation, cellular component: lysosome. The transcript has 8 exons. NCBI's taxonomy places the organism in Eukaryota, Metazoa, Porifera, Demospongiae, Haplosclerida, Niphatidae. Gene Ontology annotation, molecular function: alpha-mannosidase activity. The record is from RefSeq and is a predicted model, not a curated record.